Molecule: messenger RNA, 1770 nt
Organism: Caenorhabditis bovis
Lineage: Eukaryota; Metazoa; Nematoda; Chromadorea; Rhabditida; Rhabditidae
Source: the annotation of a GenBank genome assembly
AUGUUUGUCUACGACCCCGAGAGACCUCGGGAAGACGGCGGAACCGCGCAAUCACCCGCGUCAACCGCAAUACCGCAUACAGAAGCAGUAACAUUGCCGAUGCUCUCUUCCGAAUCGCAUCCACGCCCGACAGCAGCGCCAUCAUCGAGCACAGUCGACAAUUCGCUCGUUUCUUCAACUUCUACGAAUCCAAAUGCCCAUUUCAACGACAACAUCCUGAUGCUCGCUCUACAGGAGAGAAUCUGCAACCAGCAACAGGCGGCGCUCACUCAAUCAGCAACUACGCCUUCGUUGACACAACUCGCAGCUUCUUCUCCCGUUGGAAAUACCGACACCACUCGUCUGAUUCAGCAGAUGUUCCUGAGUCAGAUGCUUAUACCACAGUUACCUGCAGCUCUUGAUCUCGCAUCCACUAUCAAUUCGGUCUCGUCGAUAUCGAUGCCGUUGACGACCAACGUGUCGACAUCCUAUAGUAACUCACAACAUGCGUUGUGGCAUCACAACAUGUGUAGCUGGCCGAACUGCGGACAUCCGUGCGAUUCAAUAUCCGCCCUUCUUGUGCAUUUACAACAGGAUCAUCCGUUCAAUGAAAAAAGCAAUGAUGAUCUGAAGGCUCAAAUUGAAAAAGUUGAUAAUUUGGAUCAUCGGUUAACGAUUGAACGGAACAGACUUCAAGCAAUGAUGCAUCAUCUACGCUUGAAACCGUCUCCUGAUACGACAACGCCGAAUGUCGUCAAACUGGAAACGAGCUCGCCGUUGUGUUCGCCGAAUAUUGAUACGCUCGGAGUUCAGCAACAAGUUGCCACCCAGAAUUCGCCAGUCUUGCAGACACAGACGAGUGUGCCCGCAUCAAUGGAUAGUGCGUCCUCACUUCUUGGAAUGGCUGUUGCUUCUGCGGCGGCAUCGUCAUCAGCAAGCACUCCUCCACAGUUGCCGUCAUCAAGCAACGUGAUUUCAACCUCAUUCGGCUCCCACAGCGUGCAAGGUCCAAGCAGUACAGCUGGUUUAAGCAUGAAAAGAUCAGGAUCUUCGGAAACUUCGCCGAAUCCCGAUUCGAAACCAUCAGCCCCGCGGCGAAGUCGAAUAUCGGACAAGACGGUUCAGCCUAUUGCCACCGACAUUGCAAAGAAUCGCGAUUAUUACCGUAACAACGAUGUUCGGCCACCGUACACCUACGCUUCACUGAUACGACAGGCAAUCAUGGAGUCACCGGAGUGUCAGCUGACACUCAACGAGAUCUACAAUUGGUUCACGGACACGUUUGCGUAUUUUCGCCGAAACGCAGCCACGUGGAAGAACGCGGUUCGACACAAUCUCUCACUCCAUAAAUGCUUCCAACGUGUCGAACAGAAUGUGAAGGGUGCUGUUUGGACUGUGGAUGAUUCAGAAUUCUACAGAAGACGUCCGAAUCGCUCUUCAGCGACGAGAAGCCAACCACAGACGCCGUUACCUGACGAUGCUUCGCAGUAUAUGCUUGACCCGAACGCAUUGAGUCAAUUAUUGGAACUGCAGAACUUUGAUCCGUCGUCGAUUAGUGGUGAUCAAUUGGCGUUGAACGGCGGCCUUGAUAGUGUCCUCUCCUUGUUAGCUAAUUCGGAGGGUCAAAAUCCAUUAUCCCUGCUGUCUGCAGCUGCAGCAGCCAGUGAACAACAUCAGCAACAUCAGCAACAACAAAACUUUGCAAGUUUAAAAGAUGAUUCGUCAGUUAAAGAAGAGAUGAUGGAAAUAACUACAAAUGCUCUAAACGGCGUUUCGAAAGGUGAGCAUUAA